AUGUUCAUCAGUACAAGAUGCAGAAUUAAAGGCUUCACCCUUAAGAAGUUGCCGUGGGCCAAGUCAUCAUCAACUCGAUUUGUUUCAACUGAACCAUUAAACGCGAGCACAAUUACGAAACCAGAUGGUAUCUUCAGUUAUUCUCCAUUAAGCAGCAGAACAUACAUCAGGAUACGAGGACCCGACACAGUGAAAUUUUUGAACGGAUUAGUUACCUCGAAACUAUUACCACAUUUUAUCAAAAAGAACCUAACCACUGUAGAAGAGAGUGAAAUAGCUACUGAAAAAGGGACGAAAAAGGCUGAUCCUAUUGUUCCUGUGCCCGAAUUCGAUGCCCGACUGGGGAAUUGGGGACUAUAUAAUGAAACAGGCAUUCAAGGGCCAUAUAUCUCGAGAUUUGGUUUGUACUCUGCAUUCUUAAACGGAAAGGGAAAGCUAGUAACAGAUACAAUUAUUUACCCUAUACCUGCAAAAUUAACCGGACAAGUUCCAGACUAUCCUGAAUACCUUCUAGAGUUCCAUGAGAAUGUUGUCGACAAAAUUUUGCACGUUUUGCAAACCCACAAAUUGACUAGUAAGAUUAAAUUCGAAAAAACUGAUCAUGCAUCCUUGAAAACCUGGGACGUUGAGGUUCAAUUCCCUAAUUUGCCCAAAGAUAUGGAAAAUCCGUGGUUUGACAAUCUACUAGAUCCCAUGACUUUGCCAAAAAAUUCCGUAGAUGCUAAUAAUUUUGCUAUUAAUGUUUUAGAGUCUUUGUUUAACUCAGAUCCUAGAAUCUUGGGUGUUUACGUAGAAAGAAGAACUGAGUCGAUAUCAAGACAUGACUCCACAUUCCCGCAAUCCUUCAGACUUGUCACUUCGGAGCAAGUGGAUGAUCUUUCUAAGUUAUUUAACUUCAACGUUUUUGACUUCCCCUUUCAAGUAAAUAAAAAAGUCCCCGCUCAAAUCAGAGAAAUUAGAUUUCAAAAAGGUCUCGUAGAUAGCACUGAGGAUUACAAACCUGAGACUCUGUUACCUUUAGAACUUAACUUCGAUUUCUUACCAAACGCUAUAAGCACAAACAAAGGUUGUUAUGUAGGACAAGAGCUGACGGCCAGGACGUAUGCCACCGGCAUUCUGCGGAAACGUUUGGUGCCAGUUAAGCUGGAUAAUUACCAAUUUUUGGAUACAGACUCAGAAAAAAAAUACGCAGAAAUCCAUAUAGACGCCGUUGAAGAAAAGGGCCUUGCGGAGAACGAGCCAGCGCCUAAUCCGUUUGCCAAUAAAGCGCCUGUACGGAUCAAGAGGAAACAAAGGCCUGCAGGAUUAUUGAUUGCCAACGAGAGACAGUAUGGUGUAGCUUUACUUAGAAUUGAGCAUUUCUCCUCUGCCUUCUCAUCUGAUGAGCCAGUUGGAUUUUACAUUACUACUGCGAACGGCGAAAAUGUGAAGGUAACACCUCAAACACCAUUCUGGUUUAGAGAUUGGAAAUCAAAUGACAGCCUUCGUAAAUAA
Messenger RNA from Saccharomyces paradoxus, 1494 nucleotides. It is a transcript of the gene IBA57, whose product is annotated as Iba57p. NCBI's taxonomy places the organism in Eukaryota, Fungi, Ascomycota, Saccharomycetes, Saccharomycetales, Saccharomycetaceae. Bases 1 to 1494 code for a protein of 497 amino acids. Gene Ontology annotation, cellular component: mitochondrial matrix. The record is from RefSeq and is a predicted model, not a curated record. Gene Ontology annotation, molecular function: protein binding. The transcript has a single exon.